Molecule: messenger RNA, 2079 nt
Organism: Ricinus communis (castor bean)
Lineage: Eukaryota; Viridiplantae; Streptophyta; Magnoliopsida; Malpighiales; Euphorbiaceae
Product: wall-associated receptor kinase-like 20
Exons: 3
Coding region: 18-1943 (641 amino acids)
Biological process (GO): cell surface receptor signaling pathway; protein phosphorylation
Cellular component (GO): plasma membrane
Molecular function (GO): protein serine/threonine kinase activity; ATP binding
Source: RefSeq, a predicted model, not a curated record
CCUAGCUAGGCCUUACCAUGGAGAACAAUGUGCUUAUGAUGUCGAUCCUUAUGGUUGCACUGAUGUCUUACUCACCGUGUGCUAUUGCUGUUCGGCCUUGUGGCAACUGCGGCCGCCUUUUGGUGCCAUAUCCACUCAGUACUCGACCAGACUGUGGCGACCAACAUUACAAGCUUCGGUGCACUGCAGGCACGCUAUGGUUCGAUGGUGUAAAUGGAUCAUCCUACACGAUCAAAACCAUUAACCCACUAAUCCGAAGACUAAUAAUUCAACCACCAAAUUUAGCCAACAAUAGUUGCAUCUCCAGUGAUUUUCAUAGUCAAGGAAUCCAACUCGAUCACAAUCUUCCCUUUAAUAUCAGUAGUAGUAACACCAUUUUGUUACUCAAUUGUACAGAUUCAGUGUCUCAUUUGAAAUUGAACCCACCCAUGGAUUGUUCACCUGCUAGCAUUUGUCAUAACUACAUUAAGGAGCAUGCAGCCGCCUGUAUAAUUGCACCAUUAUGUUGCACAUUCAGGACUGGUGGGUUGCAAAAUGUUGAUGCUCUUAAGGUCUAUGUUGGAGAGUGCAGUGCAUAUCAGAGUUUUGUGAACUUGGAUUUGAAGACAGUACUAGCUCUGAAUAAAUGGCCUGAGCCUGAAGUGGAGAUAGAAUGGAUGUUGCCUCAGGAGCCAGUUUGCAGGACUCCAGUGGACUGCAGAGAGUUAUUGUACUCAAAAUGUUUGGCUGACCCGAUUAUUUUUGGACAGAAACGGUGCUUUUGUAAUGCUGGCUUUAAGUGGGAUCCCAUAAAUGGAUUGUGCCAAAAUGUAAAGUGUCGCACAGGUAAAGCUUGCAGAAAAAGAAAGAAAAAGACUGCACUGUUUGCUGGUGUGGCCCUUGCAGGAGGUGCAAUCCUUCUAGUAGCAGUAACUGGGAUUCUGUUCUACAACCAGCAUCACCGCUCGAGGCAGGCACAAAAGAAUUUGAUCAAAGAGCGGAAAGAGAUGUUGAAUGCUAAGCAUAGUGGGAAAUCAGCCAGGAUUUUCACCGGCAAGGAGAUAAUUAAAGCAACAAACAACUUUUCCAAAGACAACCUUAUUGGUUCUGGUGGGUUUGGUGAGGUCUUUAAAGGCAUUCUUGAUGACGGAACCAUAACGGCUAUCAAGCGUGCGAAGCUUGGAAACACUAAAGGCACCGAUCAAGUGCUUAAUGAGGUGCGAAUUCUUUGCCAGGUAAAUCAUAGGAGCCUUGUAAGACUCCUUGGUUGCUGUGUUGAACUUGAGCUGCCUAUCAUGAUUUAUGAGUAUAUCCCAAACGGAACCCUCUUUGAGCACCUUCAUUGUAAUCAAUCCAGCAAGUGGACUCCAUUGCCCUGGCAACGGAGGCUACGCAUUGCACACCAAACUGCUGAAGGCUUGGCAUAUCUUCACUCGGCAGCUUUGCCUCCCAUUUAUCACCGCGAUGUCAAAUCUAGCAACAUUUUGCUUGACGAAAGACUUAACGCCAAGGUUUCUGAUUUCGGACUAUCUAGGUUAGUGGAGACGAGUGAAAACAAUGAUAGCCAUAUCUUUACUUGUGCUCAGGGUACCCUUGGUUAUCUUGACCCAGAAUAUUACAGGAACUUUCAGCUGACAGAUAAGAGUGAUGUUUAUAGCUUUGGAGUUGUUUUGAUGGAGAUCUUGACUUCUAAGAAGGCAAUUGAUUUUAACAGGGAAGAAGAAGAUGUGAACUUGGUGGUUUAUAUGAAGAAAAUGAUUGAAGAAGACCGAAUAUUAGAUGCUAUUGAUCCAGUUCUAAAGGAGAGUGCGAGCAAAUUGGAAUUGGAGACGAUGAAAGCACUGGGAUCGCUGGCAGCAACUUGUUUGGAUGAGAAGAGGCAAAAUCGACCUUCAAUGAAAGAAGUUGCAGAUGAGAUUCAGUAUAUCAUUGGUAUUACUUCAGAAAGAGUUUCUAAGUCCUAGUUUCUUGUCUUGGCAUAGCUAUGAAUAAGUGCUGCACUGAAUUUUGAUAACAGUAGUAUCUUGUUUUCAUUUUAGUUUUUUAUAGAGAAAUGCCUCUGAUUUCACCCACUGCCAAGCGAAAUCCCGAUGUACCAAA